AUGUCUUCUAAUGAGACUGAGAAUAUUCUCCUGUGUUAUCCUUUACAUCCAGACUCUUGUCCUAGAGUUCAUCGUCUCACUGGAGUUAAAGUGGCAAUGUACUCUUUUAUUUCACUUAUGAUCCUCACAACAGUUUUUGGGAAUCUGCUGAUCAUCAUCUCCAUCUCUCACUUCAAACAGCUUCAGUCUCCAACUCAUCUGAUCGUUCAGUCAUUGGCUGUGUGUGACUGUCUGCUGGGUUCACUGGUGAUGCCCUACAGUAUGGUGCGAUCUGUCGAGGGCUGCUGGUUUUUGGGAGAUGUAAUUUGUAAAGUGCAUUUUAGUUUGGACUUGACCCUCUGUAUCACCUCUAUACUGCAUCUUAGUUUAAUAUCUAUUGAUAGAUACUGUGCCAUAUAUUAUCCUCUGAAGUACAGAAUAAGAAUCACAAAAAGUUCUAUGACUGUAUUUAUCACCUUUACAUGGAUCUUUUCAUUGGUGUACAGCUUUUCUGUUGUUUUUUCAGGGGCGAGUGCUGUUGGUCUGGAAGCUUUAAUAUUACAGAUGUCUUGUUUUGGUGGCUGUGCUGUGUUUUUAAACAAAGAAUGGGGACUAACUAUUGUCAUUGUAGUAUUUAUAAUACCAGGAACUAUAAUGAGCUCUCUGUAUAUAAGCAUAUUUAAAGUUGUGAAAAAACACGCAAAGGUUUUGUCAGAGAAAGUGUCUGUGACCACCACAGGUGUUAACAGUCAAAGCUCUGCACACAGAGAAAGAAAAGCAGCUAAAACUCUGGCUCUUGUUAUGGGCAUUUUCUUUCUUUGCUGGCUGCCUUAUUUUACUCUUACUGUUCUAGACCCUUUUUUCAAUUUUACAACUCCAGCUGAUGUUUUUGAAGCUUUUGGUUGGUUUGGAUAUUCUAGCUCUGCAUGCAAUCCUUUGAUCUAUGGAUUUUUCUAUCCUUGUUUUCAGAAGGCCUUUAAAACUCUCAUAUUCACUUAUAUCUAUGGCUUCAAGAAAUCAGAUGGUUUGACAUUUAAGUAA
Paramisgurnus dabryanus is the source of this 1020-nucleotide messenger RNA. Its product is annotated as trace amine-associated receptor 2-like. Gene Ontology annotation, biological process: G protein-coupled receptor signaling pathway. Lineage: Eukaryota; Metazoa; Chordata; Actinopteri; Cypriniformes; Cobitidae. Gene Ontology annotation, molecular function: trace-amine receptor activity. Gene Ontology annotation, cellular component: membrane. The record is from RefSeq and is a predicted model, not a curated record.